AUGUCUAGGAAAUCAAGGGAGAAAAAGAAGGCUCAAAAGGCCCUGGAGGCCCAGAGAAAUGCUCGUGAUAUCCAAACCCCUGCACCUACGGAAGUGAGCUCUGACUCUGAAUCCCAACAAGCUGAAUCCUCAAGAGCACAAGGUUUGGGGCAAACGUCUAUUCAACAUAAGAAAGGCAAAGCUCCUGAGAGAAAGACAAGAUUUGCUAGGAGUCCAACUCGUGCCGGUGACUUUGCCCCAAAUGCAAGUGAACACGAAUCGAACGACGAAACAGAUAUCGAGCUGAGUGAUGCAUCUGAUCAGGAAGCUCCGGUUGAGCACAAACCAGAACCACUGAGUCACUGGGUCAAGGAAGUCAUUCGGAGCGAGACAUCGAAAGAGUCGGAAAGGAUGGUUGAGGAGUUCUUCACAUCCAACGAGCCUCAGUACGAAAGGUGCCAUGAAUUCUUUCAAAGACUUAACCACCACAUUCGAGGGGCCAAUGAGAAGCACGACGUUACGGAUAUUGAUACUGGUACUAUACCCGAGACUGGCUACAAUGGCCUAUGCCAGACCUGGCAGCACGCAGCAAAUAACGCAGUGGCCAAAGGCUCCCCGGUGGAGUUUUGGGCGGCUUUCAAUAAUACCCGUGAGGUUCUGAGACAUUUCAAUAAACGACACUAUCUUCCUAAGACCUGGAAUAUCAGUCAAGUGUGGGCUGAGCAAAGAAUUGGAACACCGAAUCCCAAAGACAAGGAAGAUACUAGCUCCUCUUCUGAGAGUGACGAUAACCAGCCUGAUCCGACCCGUCAGCUCUCAGCCAGUGAAGAUUCCAGUGUCGAAUCAGACAUUGAAUUUGAUGUCGAUGAACCCACUGGGCUUGAUGCUUUGGAAGCGAGAACCAUAAAACAGCAACGUCAAUUGAACUCCGCCAAAGUAAUGUAUUGGUGGCCCAAAGGUACUGGCUCUCAGAUCUUCGUGCGCUAUGGAAGCCGGUCUACGCCAAUCUAUCGUAUUCGGGCUGGGUCACACGAGAGUUACAAUCCAAGUCGAGUAGAGCGCGUUUUGACAACGAAGACUCGCGGGACCGCUAAAGUGAUCGGGACCAGGAACGGGCUUCCUGAAGAGUUUUGGAAAUAUCAGCGAAAAGACGUGGAGAACUUCGUUGGCAUCGGUUGGAAGGUUGAAGAGGAUGACGAGCAGGGUCUAGAUCCUCUCGGCCUGCUGCUGCCCGCGAAAGGCAUAAUCUACCCGCAAACUAGGAUUCUUGUCAAGUGGAAAGACGGUCUUUUUACUCUGGAGGGGCGAUCUUUCAUUCGCCGCAUCACGACUGGCUCAGUCUUGGACGGUGAUAGAGUUAUAUACCAAAAGGCCGAAGAACUCGAGACGACAUACCGCCAAAAGUACGGACUGGAUGAUGAAGACUAUGACGAUGAAGAUACUGCGAGUGACGUCUCUAUUCGACCAAAACAAGCUCGCAUCGAAAAGCAUCGUAGCAAGCUUGCUCGUUACUCGGAUCCAUCUAAAAGAAAAACGAGAAACCACUUUGAGUCCUCUGAUGACAGUGACUUCGAGAGCGACGCCUCUACCGAGCCAAAAUACCACCGUAGCAGAAGAUACCGCAGUGAACCAGCCUUUGGUUCGGUCUCAUCCAUGCAAAGACGCAAGCCAGACCCUGUCAAGACAAAGGACACAACAGCCCAAGUAAAAAUACUUGAGCGGGAAAUUCGGCGACUAAAUAUGCGUGGAUCAGCCUCCCCUCAGAGCAGGCGCGACGAGCAGCGAAGACCGCAACGUCGAGGUGACCGGCAUCGCACCGCUUGA
Messenger RNA from Penicillium antarcticum, 1803 nucleotides. RefSeq lists its product as uncharacterized. Lineage: Eukaryota; Fungi; Ascomycota; Eurotiomycetes; Eurotiales; Aspergillaceae. The record is from RefSeq and is a predicted model, not a curated record. The transcript has a single exon. Bases 1 to 1803 code for a protein of 600 amino acids.